AUGACGCGGACCGUCCGACUGCCCCGUCAGUGGACGCUGCGCUUGUUAGCGCUGGCCAUUGUCGCGUUCUUCCUCAUGGCCUUCGUAUCGUGGUCCGGCCGCAAGCAGAGCGUGUUGGAUUCAGAGCAACGCAAAGAGUUGUGGAUCGCACGACGAGAAGAGGUCGCGCUCAAGUAUGAGGAGGUACGCGUCGCCCUUCUAGAAGCCUCGGGUUACGAACCACACGCUGCCGAGCGCUCUGUGGGUUCUCCACCAUGGACGGCAGACGGACACCCGACUCUCACAUCGUCGUCUGAAGCAUACUCGCAGCGCCUGCUGGGAUUCAUCCGCAAGGCGUUCCAGCAGUCAUCCAUGCAUCCACGCUUCACACACGCCGUGAGCCGUGUCGCCGCCCAUGUCCCUCCAACGACGGCCUUGUUCACCACCCGCUUCCACUCGUGCGACCGCCUGGGCGAGUCUGGUGUCCAGGACCUCUUCCGACUCUGGGAAGCCCUGCUACCCCUCCCACUUGGACCGCCAGUGGAGAACCUGCUCCCGGACACGGAAUGGGCCAAUCCCGCCCGAAGGGGCGCAGCAUGGAAGGUUGUCGUUGCCGAUGAUACGCAGAUGGAUAAACAGGUCACCAACUGGAUCGGUAUCCACCCAAGGUCUGGCCCUUGGUCCCAGUUCUGGGCUGCCAUCGGCCACGGCAUCUUGCGCACGGAUGUGUAUAGAUACCUCGCAAUGCUUUACGAAGGUGGUGUCUAUGCCGACUCGGACACGGUGCCCAUUGCGCAUCCGUACCUCUGGGGUCUUGACGCCGAGUCAAUCGUACAUCCCGACCUGGACCUGAUCAACACGAUUCUCAUGAAGCAUAUUGAAGCUGCAGACCAGACACAUCGUCGGAUCUGGGACCGAUCGGCAAUCCCGGGCGACGGGAACGCCACCACCGCCGAUGGAACUGGGGCUGAGGGCGACACAGCUGUCCACGAGCAGCACCAAGAGUCUGAACCUACGUCUGCUGCAUCCGACGACUCUGACGACACCCUGCUGCCAGCGGCCACAUCGGAGUCCGCAAGCGAUGCUGAGGCGCCCGUGGUCUCCGACACCACGUCCCCUUCAGAGUCCCACGCAGAAAAGGUGUUCGCUGCAGAGGCUGUCUGGCACAACAAUGCGUCAUGGACCUCUCCUUAUCCGCCGUCGUCGCGCCAGCACAGCCGCCGCUCGCCCGUGCAGUACCGCGACAACUUUCCUCCGGACGACGCGACCUCGAUCCUCGCCCCUGACAUCAACCUCGUCAUUGCCAUCGACUUUGACUCGAGCAUUGCGUUUGACUGGCGCCGCAUGACGCAGUGGUCCAUUUCCCGCCUCCGUCGCAGUGUCGGCUCGGUCAAGACUGGUCGCAAGCUCCAGUUCUCGCAAUACGUCAUUGCCGCCAAGCCGUACCACCCAGUGUUUGUGGAUGUGCUCGCGACGAUUUGGGAGAAGGUCGAUACUGGAGCCGCAGACAAGCUGUCUAUUACCGACUUCACCGGCGAUGGUCCCCUCACCGACGCAGUGCUCCGGUACCUGCUCGUCAGAUAUGGCGUGACGGCAUAUGACCUGCGAGGUCUGCGCGGUGCCGUACGCGUUGGUGACGUCUUAAUCCUCCCAGAGGGAGCUCUCGACGCCCCCGAGUCUGCCACACUCAAGGCCUUGGCCUGGGUUCAGAACUUCUUCCCGUCACUGCCGGGCAGUGGUAUGGCCAAGGCUGUCAAGGGCCAGACCCUCUGGUUCUGGGGAGCAGGGUGGACGGGCUGGGGCAGCGGAGGCAGGCGAGUGGUGUACCACGGCUCGGACCAGAUGGUGGAGGUCGGGUAUGACGACUUUGAGUAA
Apiotrichum porosum is the source of this 1854-nucleotide messenger RNA. RefSeq lists its product as uncharacterized. The transcript has 7 exons. Bases 1 to 1854 code for a protein of 617 amino acids. Gene Ontology annotation, biological process: protein N-linked glycosylation. Gene Ontology annotation, cellular component: mannan polymerase complex. The record is from RefSeq and is a predicted model, not a curated record. Gene Ontology annotation, molecular function: alpha-1,6-mannosyltransferase activity. Lineage: Eukaryota; Fungi; Basidiomycota; Tremellomycetes; Trichosporonales; Trichosporonaceae.